AACAUAAAGUUUAUUCAGUAAACGCAGUGGCAAACAAAUCAAAAAGAUAUUUAUUUUGCAAUUCCAUUCACAAAUAUCAACUUCAAACAGAAGCGAUAGUGGUUGUGAUUGAUAAGCGGCUUGAGCGACUGCCUAUUUAAAUAGUAUCGCCCCAGAGUGAUAGCAGAUGAAAACAAUUUGUGACAUGGAACCGUCGCUAGCAGCUACCUUUGUGAAGGGUUUUCACGAUGAGGCAAUCGUCAGUAAAAUGAAAUUUAAUCGGUUUGGUAGAACCGAUUUAGUGGUAUCGGAAAUAUCUCUUGGAGCCGGGACGUUGAGUAAGCUCUAUGGAAACUUAGGUGAAACUGAAGGAAUCAAAGCGGUGCACUUAGCGCUGAAAAGUGGGAUCAACUACAUCGACACUGCUCCGUGGUACGGGCAAGGUCGUUCAGAGGAAAUUCUCGGAUUAGCUCUCAAGAAUGUUCCACGACAAUCUUACUAUCUCGCAACGAAAGUUGGACGUUACGAGUUGGAAUACGAGAAAAUGUUUGACUAUAGUGCUAAGAAAACUCGCGAAAGUGUCGAAAAAAGCUUGAAUCUUCUUGGGUUAAAUUGUUUAGACGUUGUUCAGAUACACGAUGUUGAAUUCGCGCCUAACUUGGACGUAAUAAUCAAUGAAACUCUACCCGCUUUGGAGAAGCUCAAAGCAGAAGGUAAGCUCCGAUACAUCGGAGUCUCUGCCUAUCCGAUUGAUGUUCUAAAGGAUUUAAUUUCACGAGCACCCGGGCGAUUUGAUUCCGUUCUGUGCUACUGUCGAAAUUCGUUGAUCGACGACACACUGAAACAGUUCAUGCCGUUCUUCGAAGCCAACAAGCUAGCGGUGGUUUGUGCGGCCGGUCACGGGAUGGGUUUGCUCACGAACGCGGGUCCCCAAUGGUGGCAUCCCGCACCGGAGCAAACGAAAGCCGUCUGCAAAGAGGCUAGUACCUAUUGCCAGGAGAAUGAUGUUGAGCUGGGCAAAUUGGCUAUGUACCAUUUCAUACAGAUGAAAGGACCGGCAACCUUUCUGUGCGGCAUGCAACGUGAAUCACUGGUAGCGUUGAAUUUGGAUGCUUUUUACAACGGAUUGAAUGAUAAAGAGCGGAAUGGGCUGGAAUACCUUAACAAAAAUGUCUUCGUGAAAAUUGAAUGCGCGCACUGGGAAGGAAUCGAGGUACAAAAAUACUGGGAUGAAAUGAAAAAAGCUAAGUCCUGAGUCUUGAAUCACGCGGUGUUUGCCUUUAUUUUAUGUUGGGUUUAUAGCAAACUAACCAAUCGAUCGAAAGCUCCACUCAAAGAAGUGAAUAAAA
This is a messenger RNA of Sabethes cyaneus, 1328 nucleotides long. RefSeq lists its product as uncharacterized. The record is from RefSeq and is a predicted model, not a curated record. Lineage: Eukaryota; Metazoa; Arthropoda; Insecta; Diptera; Culicidae. Bases 167 to 1234 code for a protein of 355 amino acids. Gene Ontology annotation, molecular function: L-galactose dehydrogenase activity. The transcript has 4 exons. Gene Ontology annotation, cellular component: cytosol.